Molecule: messenger RNA, 1903 nt
Organism: Acanthaster planci (crown-of-thorns starfish)
Lineage: Eukaryota; Metazoa; Echinodermata; Asteroidea; Valvatida; Acanthasteridae
Product: stromal membrane-associated protein 1-like
Cellular component (GO): cytoplasm
Molecular function (GO): metal ion binding; GTPase activator activity
Source: RefSeq, a predicted model, not a curated record
GGGUCAAUUGGACAUACGGUGAUAUCGUUAGUGGGUGUCGUUUCCGUAUUCGAACUUGAACGCCAUCACCGAGGUCCACGUUUGUUUUCUUAAAUUUUACUCGCAUAAUCACCGACGACAUGUCUUCUAAAAAUGCGAAGGACAAAGCGAAGAAUAUUCAAGAAAAGUAUCAGAUGAUACUAUCGAGAUUGUUACGUGAGGAAGACAAUAAAUAUUGUGCUGAUUGCGACGCGAAAGGUCCGCGAUGGGCAUCAUGGAAUCUGGGAAUCUUUCUGUGUAUACGAUGUGCUGGUAUUCAUCGCAACCUGGGCGUACACGUCUCCAGGGUGAAAUCGGUCAAUCUGGACACUUGGACAGAGGAACAGAUCACAAGCAUUGAAAAUGGAGGGAACACCCUUGGCCGGAGGAUCUACGAGAAACACCUCCCCGCGGACUUCAGACGGCCCACGGCCGAUUCGAGCUCCUUGGAGCACUUCAUCCGGGCCAAGUAUGAACACAAGAAAUACAUGGAUAAAGAUUUUGUCCGUCCAGCCCCAAAGAGGAUACAAGAUAUUGAAGUCAGCGACAAAAAGGAGAAGAAGAACAUUGGCACGGCGAGGCAAAAACAGACACUGGUGGCCUUGGCGAAAUCCAAAGAGAGCGUACCACGGCCUCACGCCACCAACCUCCAGCCUUCAUCGGCCGUCCCUCUAUCAUCGACGCUGUCCCAGUCCUCGCCCAACCUGGUCGCCGCUGACCAUCCACAUUCCACAUCAGUCAAGACAGUCGCCUCCACCAACGACUUACUAGGACUGUCCGAUAACGUGGACGACCUCCUGGGGCUGGACACCCCAACCACCAGCGCCACCACAAUCAGCCAAUCGGCCACCAACAAUGGAACGUCAGAAGGCGUGGUGGAGACGUCACUGUUCGGCGAAGAAACCGAGACAGGGAAUGCUACCGGCAAGAAGACCAAAGACUCUAUCAUGGCGCUGUUUGCCACCUCCUCUGGACAACAGCAGCAGCCCGCUUACAACGUCCCAGGCGGCAUGUACAUUCCAUCCCAGAAGCAGCAGCCGUUUGUUGCUAAUGGUUACCCGGCCAACUCUGCCAUGCCGGGCUACCAGAUGCCCCCACAACAACAGCAGCAGCAGAUGCAGCCGAACGCGGGCAUGCCGGCUUACCAACAGCAAGGCUACGGCAUGAUGAACAACCCGGGCAUGAUGGGACAGCAGCAAGGCAUGAUGGGUAAUCCGGGCAUGAUGGGAAUGCAAGGGAUGUACGCCACACAGGCCGCGCAACAGUCGGCUUAUCUCCAGCAGCAGCAGCAACAACAGCAGCAACAACAACAACAACAACAACAGCAGCAGUUUCAGCUGAUGCAACAGCAGAUGACACAGCAGUACCAGCAAUGGCAGUAUAUGCAGCAGAUGCAGUUGCAGCAACAGCAACAGUACAAUUUGGACCUCCAGAUCCAGCAGCAAAUGAACUCAAUGCGCAUGGGCGGCGGCGGAGCCACCAACCCCCCUGCCGGACAAGUGCAGCAGCCCAACUGGCAACAGGGCAGCACCGGGAUGCCCCAGCAACAGCCCGCCCCAACAGCCAUGGCGGGGGUUGGCAGCAUGGGCGGAUGGGGAGGGGCCGGAUCGGGGCAGACACUCAGCAACCAGCUGUGGAAAUGAUAACAAUGCAAGUGGGGUGAUACGCUGUCUGUCACGAAGGACUGGUGGGAAAUCAACAUAUCUGGUGGAUUAUGGUGCAAUCUUGGCUUCAUUUUGAGGUUACAAAGGUGAUAAAUGCAUGUACGCGUUUCCAUUUUCUUGUAUUUCAAAAUUGUUGAGUUCUGCGCAGCAGUUACAGCAUGGAGAUUUAGUCAGAGUAAUGUUUUCAUAAGGAUGCCCCUUUAAGAACCAGUCCCCCCCCC